Zootoca vivipara (common lizard) is the source of this 2912-nucleotide messenger RNA. It is a transcript of the gene IL18R1, whose product is annotated as interleukin 18 receptor 1. The record is from RefSeq and is a predicted model, not a curated record. NCBI's taxonomy places the organism in Eukaryota, Metazoa, Chordata, Lepidosauria, Squamata, Lacertidae. Gene Ontology annotation, molecular function: interleukin-18 receptor activity; interleukin-1 receptor activity; interleukin-18 binding. Gene Ontology annotation, biological process: positive regulation of type II interferon production; interleukin-18-mediated signaling pathway.
UUUCUUUUCUUUCUUUCUUUCUUUCUUUCUUUCUUUCUUUCUUUCUUUCUUUCUUUCUUUCUUUCUUUCUUUCUUUCUUUCUUUCUUUCUUUCUUUCUUUCUUUCUUUCUUUCUUUCUUUCUUUCUUUCUUUCUUUCUAAAAGAAGAACCGCCCCCCCCCCGAUCCUUUCUUUUCCCUCUUCCGCCUUGGUCACGGAGCCCCCUGCCGGCUUGCAUCGCCUAGGUACCCAAAUUCACGGUUUGGAAGAGAAUGUUUUCCCUUUGCUGCUGGGGUUUUGUUUUCUGUUGCUAUACUGUAUCUGCCUUCCAAGCGACGCGCUAAGUUUUCGGUAGGAAGGAGCUGGCCGCGUCUCCCUCGUUCACUCCGAUUCUCCAGUCCGCUUGGUUUCCAUAAGGAAAGAUUUGCAUUGCUGUUGCUUCCAGACAACUUGUUAGUUUGAGCAUUUCUCCUGAUUUUGCUUUUGCACAGAGUUUCCAGAAAAGAAGGUGCAACUCAAAUUAAUUUUGAAAUGUAUGUUGGAAAUCUGUCUGUUCUUCUGCUGAUGGUUCUUAGCUGUGCCAGUCUAGGUCAGCUUUGCCGGAUACGCUCAAUCAUUAACAUUCUGGAAGGAGAAUAUUUUUCAAAAUGCUGUCCCGGGGUGGAACAAGAUAGAGGCUAUGCUGUACACUGGUAUAAGGAAAAAGGAGGAGAUUGGACAUUGAUUCAAGGAGACAACAGAACUGAGUUGAGCGGGAUUUACUUGGAAUUUUGGCCAGCUGUGCUGAAUGACACUGGAAACUAUAAGUGUCAUGCCAGCAAUGGAACACACGUUGCCCAUAAAUGGUCUUUGACUGUCCUCCAAAGAAGUAGAACAAGUUGCUUCAAUGCCAACCACGUGUCAUCUGCUAUACAUGGAAUUCUUGGAAGAGCCUAUCACCUGAAAUGCAAUGAUAUAUACCACAAGGCAAAUGUUGCCAAUAUAACAUGGUACAAGGACUGCAGGAAGCUCCCUCAAACAAAGGAGGAGUGGUCUAUCGAUAUGCUAACAAUGGGAGAUUCUGGAAACUUCACAUGCGUGAAGUCAUUUGUUCAUGCAGGAAAGAGAUACAAUGCUACCAAGACAAUAGGACUAACAGUGAAAGAAGGUCUUGAGGAAAUCGCAAAGCCUGGGCUAAUUGGACCCGAAAGUUAUACUAUCCUAACAGAAAUAGGUAAAAAGGAAAUCCUCAACUGCACAGCUUUUUUGGGUUACUCUAACACUGUAGUGGGAGACUUUCUGCUUUAUUGGGCACACCAAGAUGACACGAUAGGUCGCUAUGAGGACAACAACUUGCCAUAUGAAAUGGAAUACCAUUAUCAAGAAGAAGGGAAAAACUAUUCUUUGAAGCAGUUGUGGAUCAAGAGCGUUAAAGAGGCGGACAUCAAUUUUUCAUACACCUGCAAUUUUUUGGCAGCUGGUUACUCUGAAAGGCAAAUAGUUACACUGCAGAAAGAAACGAAUCGAGACUUACCCUUGCGCGUCUUUACCCCUGGAAUUAUCGCAGUGAUCUUGCUUUCCCUUGUUUCUGUUCUUGUGGCCGUUCUGUCUGUGAUAUUCAAAGUUGACCUUGUUUUAUUGUACAGAGAUGUCACGGGAAAGGAUGAAACAAUCGGAGAUGGGAAAAUAUAUGAUGCAUUUGUGUCUUACCUGAAAGACUGUAUACCCAUAUGUGAUGAAGAGAGAAAAUUUGCACUGGACAUAUUGCCCACAAUUUUAGAAAAAUAUUUUGGAUACAAACUGUGUAUCUUUGAACGGGAUAUCUCUCCUGGAGGAGCUGCUGUCGAUGACGUCCAGUCAUAUAUUGACAGAAGUAGAAGAUUAAUCAUUAUACUGAGUAAGAACUACAUCUCUGACAAAGUCAUGUUUGAACUUGAAACCGGGCUUCACAAGGCCUUGGUUGAAAAGAACAUUAAAGUGAUACUAAUAGAAUAUACGCCUAUACGUGACUUUGAUUUCUUGCCCAAGUCUUUGAAACUUCUUUCACCGAGCCAUGUGGUGAAAUGGAAAGAAGAGAAGUCACUUGCUUUAAAUUCCAGGUUUUGGAAGAAGCUCCGCUAUGCAAUGCCUGCUAAGCCCUCCUCAAUGAAGGAACCAGCUAUUUUGUGAGAUGUACCGUACAUUCCAGGACAGAGCAUGACCAAUUCAGCCACCCCUGAUGGGCUUCACUCAGGUUUCAUCUUAGUAAGGCUACUAGCUAUAUAUCAGAGUCCCUUUUAGAACAAGAUAUUGCUACAGGCUGUUGACUGUUUGUAAUUAGAGUGGCUAUAUUUGGGGAGAUUUGUCUCUAAUCUCCCCAAAACAAAAUGUGUCAGAAAAUGUAGGGUGUGACCUUUAAGUACAGGCAUCCCCAAACUUCGGCCCUCCAGAUGUUUUGGACUACAAUCCCCAUCUUCCCCUACCACUGGUCCUGUUAGCUAGGGAUCAUGGGAGUUGUAGGCCAAAACAUCUGGAGGGCCGCAGUUUGGGGAUGCCUGUUUAAGUAGAUGCAGCACUCUCUGGAAGCCGACUCAACAUAGGACUCAAUAGAGAAUGUUUUGUCUCCUUAUAUGGACAGAUGUCAUUCAUAGGUUUGCUGCCUUCAGUGUUGCAGACCCUGUCCUGUGGAACUCCUUGCCAAGAGAGGAUCAGCAGGAAACGCUCCUGCCUUCUUUUAUACAUUCUCCUAAAAUUGUAAUAUUCAGACAAGCCUUUGCAAUGUGAACUUAUUUUUACCAACCUGUAUUUAUUGAUUUUUUUUAAAAAAAUGGUGUUUAUAAUGCUUAAAUAAAUAAAUCUUAUAGUAGUUUUGUAUGCUGUAUAUUGUCUUGCUGUAUUUUUUUAUGAAACUGCAGUCUAUAGAGAUUUCCAAAAAGUAAAUGUCUGCACAUGUGUGCACACACGCCAACUGUGGUG